GUUUGUCAUACAUAUAUACAGAGUUAAGGCUGCCAUAGUAUAAAUAAUAAAGGGAAGGAAUCAAGGGAUUUCCACAAUAAUUAAUGGAGAAAGACCAGAAAUUUCCAACUGUCUUACUCUUUCCAUGGUUAGCACAAGGCCAUGUGACACCUUAUUUGGUGUUAGCCAAGAAAUUAGCACAAAGAAACUUUCACAUAUAUUUUCUUUCUACCCCCAUAAUUCUUGAAUCCAUUGAGAAAACCCUAGCCAAACAACCCUCAAGUAAUUUAUGUAUACAAUUAGUGGAAUUUCAUUUACCAUCUUCACCUAAGCUUCCUCCUCAUUAUCACACAACCAAUGGCUUACCUCCUCAUCUUAACUUCACACUUAUCCAAACUUUUCAAAUGGCUUCCUCAAAAUUUUCCACCAUUGUUGACACUCUAAACCCUAAUUUUAUCAUAUAUGAUAGCUUCCAACCAUGGGUUGCAACCAUAGCUUCUUCACGUAAUAUUCCUGCUAUUCAUUUAUACACUUCAGGUAUAGCUACUUUUUCAAAAUUCUAUCAUAUUCUCCAAGAAAAUAUUAGGGAAAUUAAUUGUGAUAUUAAUGAAAUUGCUGCCCAAGAUUUAGAUGAAAUAGAUAGGCAAAAAGUUUUAGGAGGGAUAGCCCUAAAAGCCUUUGAACAAUCUAAUGACAUUGUUUUGGUCAAUAGUUGUAAGGAGAUUGAAGGCAAGUUCAUUGAUCAUCUUUCUCAGUUGUCCAAAAAGGAGAUAAUACCAAUUGGUCCACUUAUUCGUGACGCCAUUGAUGAAGAGGAAGACUUAGAGAUCAUACAAUGGUUAGAUAAAAAAGAUGAAUCUUCAUGUGUUUUUGUUUCUUUUGGAAGUGAAUAUUUCUUGUCAAAGAAAGAUAUUGAAGAGAUAGCUAAAGGGCUUGAGUUAACCCUAGUAAACUAUAUUUGGACUAUAACAUUCCCUGCGGGUGUGACUACUACAAUUGAAGAAGUUUUGCCACAAGGUUUUCAUGAAAAAUCAGAGAAAGGGAUGGUUGUAAAAGGAUGGGUACCACAAGCUAGAAUUUUAGGACAUUUUAGUAUCGGCGGGUUCGUGACUCACUGUGGAUGGAAUUCUUUAUUAGAAAGUAUAUGUUUUGGUGUUCCUAUAAUAGCUUUGCCAAAACAUCUUGAUCAGCCUACAAAUGCAAGAUUAAUGGAGGAACUUGGCCUUGGUUUUGAGAUUUUGAAAGAUGAAAAUGGAGAGAUUAAAAGAGAGGAGGUGGCUAGAGGAAUAAGGAAGGUGAUGGAAAAUAUUGGAGAAGUCAAGAAUAAUGUAAGAGAAAUGAAGGAGAAGAUUAGAAUGAAAGGUGAGAAAGCGAUAGAUCAUUUGGCUAAAAAGAUUAAAGCCAUCUUGAAGUAGUGAUUGGCCAUUCAUGGCUUAGACUUUGCUACAAGCUUAUUGCAAAUGCAUAAAGAUAUAUUUUUAUGAUUGUAUCGUGUUUCAGUAUGUAAUUUCCACGUCAGCAAGUUGAUGUUCAAAGGAUUCAGUAAUUAGGGAAAAGUCAGUCGUGUAUUUAGGAAUUCAAACUAUGUAUUAUCAAUAAUAUUCCUAGCAGAGCUUCACUUCCCUAAUAUAAAUUGACUAGUCUUCAUUGUAACACUAAAAGUCAUCUCUUCAUCGUACUAGAUUUGAUCAUAAUAACUUUUUUUUUUUAAUAAAAGGCCAGUUUUGGCGUACCUCGACUCAUUCUAUGGGAUAUUUGCUAC
This is a messenger RNA of Nicotiana attenuata, 1741 nucleotides long. RefSeq names its product beta-D-glucosyl crocetin beta-1,6-glucosyltransferase-like. The record is from RefSeq and is a predicted model, not a curated record. The transcript has a single exon. Gene Ontology annotation, molecular function: UDP-glycosyltransferase activity. The coding region runs from base 84 to 1394 and encodes 436 amino acids. Lineage: Eukaryota; Viridiplantae; Streptophyta; Magnoliopsida; Solanales; Solanaceae.